AUGGUGGCCGGAGCGUUUCCCUUAUUCAAGUUAAUGACAUUAGGAGUUAAACAAGUCUCCAAACCGAUCGCUAAUGCCAUCAAAUCUGGUGCUAAGCAGAGCCCUUUCUUUAGGAAGUAUGUCUGCGUUUUACCUGGUCAAGGGUUCCAUUGGCUGGAGACAACCGUCAAGAUGAAACUCCUUGGCCAUGUUGGCCCAAGUCAUAUCAAACCACUGAAUGAACAAGUUGCAGUUGAAUUAACAGCAGAGAUGCUGGGUGAAGGUUUUAUAUUUGGUGUUGGAGUAGCAACGUUGUUAUUUGAAUACAGAAGAUCUGCAAAGAAAGAAGAUCAAAAAGAAGCAGCACAAAAUAGCAAGAUUCUUGCAUUGCAGACUCAAGUUAGCGAUCUGGGAAUAGCUAUGGAGAUACAAGCAGCAGAGAUAAGAGAACUUAACAGGACUUUACAGGGCUUGAGAGGAUCUGAGUUAGAUGAGAAACAUAAGGAUAAAAGGAAAAAAUAG
Messenger RNA from Nematostella vectensis (starlet sea anemone), 501 nucleotides. Its product is annotated as optic atrophy 3 protein homolog. Bases 1 to 501 code for a protein of 166 amino acids. The transcript is spliced from 2 exons. Gene Ontology annotation, cellular component: mitochondrion. NCBI's taxonomy places the organism in Eukaryota, Metazoa, Cnidaria, Anthozoa, Actiniaria, Edwardsiidae. Gene Ontology annotation, biological process: regulation of lipid metabolic process. The record is from RefSeq and is a predicted model, not a curated record.